Messenger RNA from Rosa chinensis, 2505 nucleotides. RefSeq lists its product as uncharacterized. Lineage: Eukaryota; Viridiplantae; Streptophyta; Magnoliopsida; Rosales; Rosaceae. The transcript has 11 exons. Bases 309 to 2138 code for a protein of 609 amino acids. The record is from RefSeq and is a predicted model, not a curated record.
ACUUCUGUUCAAAAUAUAUCAUUGUUUGAAAAAAAAGACCCUCUUCAAUUCCAUACACAAUCAUUCAAAGUUCAAAGUUUCAACUUUCAAGCUUUAAAUUCAAUCAUACCCAUUUAGGAAGCACCCAAAUUUUUUACUCAGAUUCUCUCUUUUAUGAGUUACCCACUUCACCAUAUUUAUCACAUUAUCCAUGUCUGGUUUCCACUAUGUCUCACCUGCUCUUGUUCUUGAUAGAUUGAUUGGGUAGCUGAAUAGGUUAUGAGAAGUGGGUGAGUGCUUUGUGCGUUUUAUGAGAAAUAAGAUUUAAAAUGGUGGGUUUUAUCUGUAACACAGUUGGAGAGAAAGAUGGGUGUCAAGAACAAGCAGGUGGGAAAAGAGAGAAUGGAGAUUCUGGGCCACGCUCAGAUGUGCAUACCCAACACAGGCGCUCCAAAAGUGCUUCUGACAAGAAUUUUGGUAUUCGAAGAGGUCGAGUUUUAAGUUCCACAAAGAAGGACAAGAAUGAAACACAGGUUUCAUCACCUUCAACAAGUGCAUCUACGGGACAAAGUCCUUGGCAUGAAAAUCCUAUUUAUUUUAACAAGAAUAUGUCAUUGAACAACAGAGCGUCCUUGGAAAAAGAUAUCGAACAGCUGCAGUUGCGUUUGCAGGAAGAGAAAUCUAUGCGUAACAUGCUUGAGAGGGCAAUGGGCCGAGCUUCAAGUACUCUAUCACCUGGACAUAGACAUUUCUCUGUCCAGACGAAGGAAUUGAUUUCUGAAAUUGAAUUACUUGAAGAAGAAGUUGCAAAUCGCGAGCAGCAUGUUCUCUCUCUCUAUAGGAGUAUUUUUGAACAGUGUGUUAGUAAGCCACCUUCGGAGCAGAACUCACUUGUUGCUUCCCCUGCUCAUAUGAAGAAUGGAUCCAGAAAACAUCCCAGUAUCAUUUCAAGUGCAUUUUGUUCUGCAAAAAAUUUUCCUUUCCGACAUUUCAGAGCUCUAGUUGCCAUAGAUGACUCGGGAAAAAGAGCUUCCAAGACUAGUCAUACUCCACUAUCUAGUGGCAAAAGUGACAUUGAUUUUGCAAAGACUCGUUCAAACCUUUCCAAGGUAGAAAAGGUUCGUGAAAGGGUUCCAGUCCUCGGGAAAACUUCCAUGAUGCGAACUCUGAAAGAUCAUCUCCACCAGUGCCCUAGCAAGUUAGCUGAGGAAAUGAUCAGGUGUAUGUCUCUAGUUUAUUGUUGGCUUUGCAGUGCAGCCUCUGAGAAGAUUGAGAAAAACCAAUCGCCUUUGCUGUCGAGGUCAUCCACUAAUGUUUUACAGCCUCCACAUGGUACUGAAGAUGCCCAAGAUUGGUCAGGCAAAUCAAUGGUAGAAAUAUCUUGGAUAUCAACCGAUAAGAGAAAGUCUUCUCAUGCUUCUUAUGCCAUUAAUAACUAUAGAAUGUUGGUCGAGCAACUGGAGAAGGUGGAUGUCACUCAGAUGGAAUUGGAUGCCCAAAUUGCAUUUUGGAUCAACGUUUACAAUGCGCUGCUUAUGCAUGCAUAUUUAGCAUAUGGAAUUCCCAACAGCUCUUUAAGAAGGUUGGCCUUGUUCCAUAAGGCUGCUUACAACAUUGGGGGCCUUGUCAUCAGCGCAAAUGCCAUAGAGCAAUCCAUAUUUGGCUUCCAAACACCAAGGAUUGGACGGUGGCUUGAAACAUUCCUUUCAACUGCCUUGAGGAAGAAGUUUGGGGAAGACAGACAGCUUCGCAAUUCAAAAUUGGGUCUCCCAGUUUCCGAACCCCUUGUUUGCUUUGCUCUCUGUACAGGAGCUUUUUCUGAUCCUGCGUUGAAAGUCUACACAGCCUCAAAUGUUAGAGAUGAGCUUGAAGAAGCAAAGAAAGAUUUCAUCAAAGCAAAUGUAGUGGUAAAGAAGUCGAGGAAAGUUUUUCUACCAAAGAUGCUUGAAAGAUUUUCGAGGGAAGCGUCUUUUGGCUCUGAUGAUCUUCUCAAAUGGGUCACUGACAAUGUUGAUGAGAAGCUUCAGGAUUCAAUUAGAAAAUGCAUUGAUCAUAAAUCCAGCAAGAAGGCAUCUCAAAUCAUAGAGUGGUUGCCUUACAAUUCAAGGUUCCGAUACGUGUUCCCAAAGGAUCUGGCAGAGAAGCCAUGGUGGUUGUGACUUGUGAGAUUCAUCCCAAAUGCUUGAAGAAAAAAUCUGACCUUUGUCGGCUUUUGAAGGUGCUAAUAGCUCAUCACACUGGUUAGCCAACAAUACGCGGAGUACAGUCUUCUUGUGCAUCUGAUCUUAUUUCAAUACCACUGUGUAUGUGUCCCUGAAAUCCUCCCUCUCAUCAGAGCUUUGUAUGAACUUGAUAGGUUCAAUAUAACUCUGUUAACAUUACUCUCAGGCUUGCACCUGUCGCAGUUUUAAUUUUCAGACCUUUAUUUGUAUAUGGGAGACUAAUGUACAUAAUGUUGUAGCAUUCAUCGGUUUAUGCAGUAAGGUAGUAAAAUGUAAGCGGCGAUUUUCGCACUCAUUUUGCAUG